AGAGUGUGAUGAUAACCAUAGACAUGUGCUGGUUGCUCAGUACAAGACAUUCCAUACACUAACCAAGCAGGCCUAUGAAACACCACCAGGUGACAGUGUCGCUCUGCCAACGCCUUCCUGUUCCCCCGCCACGACGUGUCUGUCAGGUGGGCACUUUUACUUGAUUUUGUUUCCAUUGUGUCAGGUGAGCAGUUUUAGUUACUGAAUUUUCAUUUUGUCAGGUGAGUGGUUUUACUUUAUUGGAGUUUCAUUUUAUUUUAGGUUCAUUGUCAGAUGAGUAGUUUUACUUUAUUGUGGUUUAUUUAUUUUAGGUGAGUAGUGUUACUUUUUUGUAGUUUUACUUUGUUGUAGUUUUAUUAUGAGAGGUCAGUAGUUUUAUAUUAUUGUAUUUUCGGUCUAUUAGGUGAGUAGGUUUACUUAUGCGUUUUACUGUAUUGUUGUUUGAUUCUGUUAGGUAUGGGGUUAUACUUUGUUGUAGUUUCAUUAUGUCAGGUGAGCAGUUUUAUUUUAGAUGAGUAGUUUUACUUUAUUGUAGUUUUAUUAUGGCAGGUAAAUAGUUUUACUUUUUUGUAGUUUUACUUUAUUGCGGGUUCAUUGUGUUAGGUGAGUAUUUUUACUUUAUUGUAGGUUUACUCUUUGUAGUUUUAUUGCAUCUGGCAAGUAAUUUGAUAGUAUUGUGUUUUCAUUAUAUUUUAGUAUAGUUUUACUGUAUUGUUGUUUGAUUAUGUUAGGUAAGGGGUUAUACUUUAUUAUAGUUUCAUUAUUUCAGGUAAGCAGUUUUACUUUAUUGUAGUUUCACUGUCAGACGAGUAGUUUUACUUUAUUGUAGUUUUAUUAUGCCAAUAGUACUACUAUAUUAGUAAGUAAUUGUAGUUGUUUUACUUUAUAGUACUUGUAUUUUCAUCCUGUUAGGUGAGUAGUUUUGCUUUAUUCUACUUUUACUUCAUUGACAUUUGAGUAUGUUAGGUAUGGGGUUAUACAUUAUCGUAGUUUCAUUAUGUUAGGUUAGUAGUUUUACUUAUUGUAGUUUUACUUUUGUUAUUUUAGGUGAGGAGUUUCACUUUAUUGUACUUUUAUUUUAUUGUAGUUUCAUGAUGUCAGGUGAGGAGUUUAUUUUAUUGUAUUUUGUUCAACUUUGUUGUAGUUUUAUUAUGCCAUGUAAAUUGUUUUACUUUACUGUAGUUUUACUUUAUUGUGAUUUUGUUAUUUUAGGUGAUUAGUUGGAAUUUUUUGCAGUUUUACCUUUGCGUGGGUUCCUUUUUUUCAGUGAGUAGUUUUACUUUUUGUAGUAUUACUUUACCAGUAGUGUAGUUUUACCCGACUGUAGUUGAAUUAUGCCAGAUUUUACUUUAUUGUAGUUUUACUUUUACAUUGUAUUGUAGUUUUAUUAUGUCAGGCGAGUCCUUUUACUUAAUAAUAGUUUUACUUUACUGUAGUUUCAUAGUUCUGGUGAGUAGUUUCACUUUAUUUUGGUUUUAUUAUGUCAGGUGAGUAGUUUUACUUUAUUAUACCUUCAUUAUCCCAAGAGAGUAGUCCUACAGUAUUGUAGUUUUACUUUAUUGACCAUUUACUGUAUUGUCAUUUUACUUUAUUGUAGUUUCAUGAGUUGAGUAGUUUGAUGUUUGUUGUAGUUUGAUGACAGAGUUCAAAGGUGACCUUGAUGAUGUGGUUUCUUAUGACAACUUGCGUGUACCUAAUGACGUGACCAUCAAACAGAAAGUGAGGAAGACUCUUCAUCGCGAGGGUGCCGCGUCGCCACGGCAACGAGGGACGCUGACUCAGCAGAGGAAGAGGAGCGAGAGGAAGAGAAGGAGGAAGAGGACACAGGUGAGAAGACAGUGUGAUGAAGACUCAGUGAGAUGUCAACAUGUCGCCUCUGCUUCCCCUCUCUCGUUGUCGUCAUCGUGGUCAUCAUGGAGGAGGAGAAGUGGAGGAGGAGGUGUCGUCCAAAGCGGCAGCAGAGCGUCCCAGCACCCUGCCGCUGACGGCAUCUUGCGGCGUGAAGAAGAAGAAAGUCCUCGCGGCUCCGCCCCUCAGCGUGUCCUUAGGUGGCACUGUGAUGAAGGCGAGCGCGUCUUGUCCCGUCGUCCACUGACGCGGCCUUCUUUGUCUUUUUCAGGACGCAGCGAGUCGGGCGACUUCCACUCGGCGUUCCUCUCGCUGUCUCCUGGGGACCAAGACGACGGCCUGGACGGCGGCCUGGACUUUGACCUGGACGCCAUGGAGACGCCAUCAGACAGCGAGUCCCUCCGCUUCCCUGCCGACGACCUGGAUCUGGAAGAGGACACGCGGGGUGGCGGCGUGGCGGCGUCCUCUCGGACCGGGUCCUUGCCGGACUCUGAGCAGGGUGGACUGGGGGCGCUGGAGCGUGAGGACAUGGUGGACAGCCAGGGCACCAGGUGGCGCUCUUUCUCUGCGGGCGAGCCCCCCCAGGAGAGCCGCGUCAACAUGAGCGUCCUGGAGCCUUUCCUCAGGGUCCUGUCACACGGAGGUUACUAUGGAGACGGGAUGAAUGACAUCAUUGUGUUUUCCUCCUGUUACCUGCCGGAGAACAGUCUGGAAAAUUACCAGUAUGUGAUGGACAACCUCUUCAGGUACCUGGUGGGAACCCUGGAUCUGAUGGUGACGGAGAACUACGUGAUAGUUUAUCUUUGUGCUGGAGGACAGAAGGACAAACUUCCAGGCAUCGGCUGGCUGAAGGAAUGCUACCAAACCAUCGCAUGGAGGUUGAGGAAGAACUUGAAAGGAAUGUACGUGGUUCAUCCGACGUGGUCCAUCAAAACGCUCAUCACCAUCAUCAAACCCUUCAUCAGUUCAAAGUUCAGCAGGAAGCUUCGCUUCAUCAGCAGCCUGCAGGAACUGGCGGCCUUGCUCCCUACCGAGCACGUGCAGAUUCCAGACUGCGUCAGACUGUACGACCGCAGCUUGUCCAGCUGAGAGAGAUUCUCGCUCUGUCAUGCAAGACGGCGGCGGCGGCGUUUUCCGGAUGGCACCUUCAUCAAGAGAGUUUUGUGUUAUAAAAGUGUUGCAAAUAAAAGUGUCACAGCA
Molecule: messenger RNA, 3048 nt
Organism: Dunckerocampus dactyliophorus (ringed pipefish)
Lineage: Eukaryota; Metazoa; Chordata; Actinopteri; Syngnathiformes; Syngnathidae
Product: BCL2/adenovirus E1B 19 kDa protein-interacting protein 2-like
Exons: 9
Coding region: 1636-2937 (433 amino acids)
Biological process (GO): apoptotic process
Cellular component (GO): cytoplasm
Source: RefSeq, a predicted model, not a curated record